GUGAUGAUGAUGGUGAUGAUGAUGGUGGUGGUGAUGGUGGUGGUGAUGAUGGUGGUGAUGGUGAUGGUGAUGGUGAUGGUGAUGGUGAUGGUGAGGAUGAUGGUGAUAAUGAUGGUGAGGAUGAUGGUGGUGAUGAUGGUGAGGAUGAUGGUGGUGAUGAUGGUGAUAAUGAUGGUGAGGAUGAUGGUGAGGAUGAUGGUGGUGAUGAUGGUGAUAAUGAUGGUGAGGAUGAUGGUGGUGAUGAUGGUGAUAAUGAUGGUGAGGAUGAUGGUGGUGAGGAUGGUGAGGAUGGUGAGGAUGGUGAUGAUGAUGAUUGUGAUGGUUGUGAUGAUGGUGAUGAUGAUGAUUUUAAUCAUAAAUGUCGAUUGUAUGCAUAACGAAUACAUGAUUUUCUCUUUUAAUAAACAGGUUUUGGAAUUGACGAUCCGUCACAAACAAACACGGAAAUGUUUGAUCCGACACAAACAUUCCCGUGUGAUGAUCCGACCCCAUCAUUCGCACUAGUUGAGUUCCUGAAUGUUCAAACAGACCAGGUAUUUGAUAAAGUGCAAUGUAGAACAGGUGGUCGUGCACGUCAGGUAUUGAAAGAUGUUGUGAUUCAAAUGAAAGCAACGUUCAGUCCAGCAACACUGUGUCGCAUAGUAGGUUGUGUAAGGCGAGAGGAGGAGGCCGCCAGGCUUGUGGGGGACUUGGGUAAGGAUGAUAUUUUGAUGAAGAAUGAAAACGAUAUGAUGAACCUUGCAGAGAAUUACGUAGAUCCAGAACGCGGUUCUAUUCCUAUGCCAGAGGUUAUAAAUGGCCAACAGUACCUUACAGUAAGUAUGAGUAUAGCAACCAGUAAAAGUUUGCAGUAUUAACCGUCCACAAUAGUUCUGUCGAACGUGACGCCCAAAAGCUUUUUCCCAUAUAUCUUCUUCUGGUAUGUAUCCGAUGAUCGUGAUAUAACAAUAUUGUUCCAACCUCGUUUGGUCAACUUUGUAAUAUUCUUGUUAUAUCAUGACUGUAUCAGGCUUGUUAGAACAACCUUGUAACAAGUCUGAUAAUGCCAUCAAGCUUGUUAACAAUUUGUGUCAAACUUGUUACAAUAACUGGGAACAAGCAAUGCGAACACAACUUGUCGACAGCUUGUGUCUUGUGAACGGAUUUGUAACAACUUGUUUGCAGACUUGUAACAACUUGUGCGUUUUACGUGAUUAAUUUACAUAAUACAACUCAGUACUUUUCAGGCCUUCUAAAGUUCAACGCACCUGCUGUGAUAUAUUUAGUCUCCUUUUCAGGCGAUCCUAGAUCUUUUUUCUUUUUUUAUAACAGCUUAGAUUCUACGUUGAUCUUGGAAAAAUAUAUACUGGUCCAGAUCAUCAAAUGUUCAAGCUUGUUAAAACGGAUACAGCCGUGAGAAAUAGAUUUAAGUUACGAGUACAGCUUCAGUUCGUCGACCGAGAUCCAUCGGAGGUGUUUGAAAGUCCCGUAUUUAGAUGUCGGACUAAGAAACCUGGUGGUAUGUUGCUAUUUCAUCUUGUUAGUGUAUAAUUAUAUCUAGUAUAAAGAAUUAAAUAUGUGUAGUUUCUGAAGUCUUGGUUAAGGCCCAGGGCAAGCCAAGUUUUGACCAGCUAUUUUUCGCAACAUUGCUUCUUAGCCAUAUUUUCCAAAAGCUAUGUAAACCGGAAACAUUUUUCAGAAACAUUUGCCUGUAUAGAUUCUACGUCAACAGGUCAGAACACUAAAUUGUAUUGCGUGCAUUUUAAUUUUAAAAAAUGUAAUUUCAAUUUUUCUUCACUUUUUCUAGAACCAAGUCAACCAAUAGGUCAACCAACAAGUCCACCUGAGCAGCCUCCAACACCCGGACUACAAGGUAUCAUGCAUUUAUUUGUAUUAAAUCCCAAUCGCAAUGAAUAAAAGUGGGCUACUGGCAAUUAUCACUAUCAUAUCACCAUCAUCAUCAUCACCAUCAUUAUGAUCACCACCAUAUCACUAUCAUCAUGAUCACCACCAUAUCAUCAUGAUCACCAUCAUGAUCACCACCAUAUAUAUCACCAUCAUGAUUACCAUCGUGAUCAUUACCAUAUCAUCAUCAUGAUCACCAUCAGCAUGAUCACCACCAUAUAUAUCAUCACCAUCAUGAUUACCAUCAUCAUGAUUAUCGCCAUAUUGUCACCAUAUGACCAUUAUCAUGAUCACCAUCAUGAUCACCAUGAUGAUCACCAUCAUGAUCACCAUCAUGAUCGCCACCAUAUCAUCACAAUAUAACUAUCAUCAUGAUGACCAUCAUUAUGAUCACCAUCAUAUCACCAUAUUGCACCAUUAUCAUGAUCAUGAUCACCGAUUUACCAUCUAACCACCACUAUCAUCAUCAUCAUCAUGAUUCUUCUGAUAUUUCUUUUAUUUGUUCUAGAACCAGCAUCGCCUCCACGUGAGUAUAAAUUUGUUUCUCUUGUGCGGAACGAACUUGGGCAAAGCAAAUAUAUUUCAUCUAACAGUUUGUCUCUGCAUAAACGUCGCAAGCAGACAGAUCAUUCGUCAAGACGCAAUUUGUCUACUGAAACGAACUUGUGAGCGUAGUUUGCCUUCACGAAUGAUCUGCGAAUGGUUCCUAGAACCAUUUAGAACCAUUGACAUGCAGUAUACGUACGGUAAACAUCUGCAAACAAGUUAUAACAAGGUUGUUGUCAAGCCAAUAGCAGGAUGUGUUCGCACUGCUUGUUCCCAGUUGUUGUGACAAGUCUGGAACAAGUUGUAUCGCCCUGUUACAAGGUUGAUGACGGCAACAGACUCGCUACAUGUUGUUCCAACAAUGACUAAUGCAGGCUGUUCGUAACAAGUUGCCACGAGCUUUGUUGUCGUCAACUUGCUAAUAACUUUUUGUGACAACUAAUAAGUUGUGAGAUUUUUACUCGUGUAAAUUCGAGAACAUGAUUGGGUUUUCUUUCACCAGUUAUAACAAGUACACAUGUAAUCACCGACAGUCUCGUGGCACGGACUGCACGCAUUGACGAUCUUGUCUUUGGUUCGAUGUCCACGGCUGGAUCAAUGUCGUCACCGAAUGCUGAUAUUGCUUACCACCUCAAAAUCAAAGACGAAGAAAUAGGAGCUGAGCUGCAGGAAGGGGACGUGGUUGGCUUCUUCACGGAUGAUGACGAAGGUGGAACUUAUGUGAAGUUAUUGCGGAGUAAUGAUAUUGAAAACGCUGUUCACGCAGGCGUCGUUAGUCGUUCGUAUUAUAUAGCUGCAAAUAGAAUGCCUGAGGAUGGUAAGUGUCCAUGUGUUUUGCCUUAAAACGGAUAUUUUUACUGCUCGGGCUCACGAAACUGAACUAAUUUUAUUUAUACUGGACAGCUCUAUCGGUUCUAAACUGUUCUCCCUAGAGAUUCAGUAAGGCUCGUCUCUUAUUGAUCCAGUGUUACUACCGGAGGAAACCUAAACUAAACUAACUUUAUUUAUACUGAAUACGUAGUUCUAUCAGUUUUAAACUGUUCUUCUUAGAGGUCCAGUAAGGGUCAUCUCUUCUUGAUCCAGUGUUACCACAGGAGGAAACCUAAACUGAACUAACUUCAUUUAUAGUGGAUAUCUCUAUCAGUUCUAAACUGUUCUUCUUAGAGAAAAACCAGCCAAAGUAACCAUUGCCCCGUAAGACGAGCAAGUUUUAAUUUCCUUGACAAGUUUACCUUCUCGUGUGUACUGUCAACAAGUUUCUUUUGACAAAUUUUCCUUGACAAGUUUUGUUGCCCAUGUGCACAGAAUGUAAAUAAACUUGUCAAGGAAAACGUUUUUGUCUUUAUGGGGCUUACGAAAAAACGAAUCAGUUCCUGAUAGACUACAUGUAUGAUAAAUGAAAUCUUUCUUACUCUGAUUUUUCGUUUGUUUCUUUUUCCGCAGAAGGUAAAACCGACACCGUCUGUGUCAUAGGAAUUGUCAAAGUGAAGGUUAUAGGAAGCGUGGAAAAUGGCGAACGUGUUUACGCCUCGCUUGACCGCCCCGGAAAGGCAAUCCCUCAGUCUCACCUGCCUGUCGGAAGUUUUCUUCGCAGAAAGCACACCCUCCUUGGAAUGUCGUUGGAGCGAAAGUCCCCGAAAUCGUUGGAGGAAGAGCAGUUGGUGGAAUGCUUCGUUUGUAUUGUACUAGACAUGGGGAGACAAGAUAUCUUGAACGAAGUCGAGCAAAUCUACGAGUUGUCGGAGAAAUCCACACACGAGAAGAUUAAAUAUGCUUCCAAAAGAGCGUGGAGAAGUGAGUAAAAAUGUAAAAUAGAUUUUGGUUUAUUCCCAACAAAUGCGAGAAGAGUGCUUCCAAGUUUGACUCUGCAAAUAGUGCUCUUCAAUUUCCUCCUGUAGUAACACUGGAUCAAUAAGAGAUGAUCCUUACUGGACUUCUAGGAAGAACAAUUUAGAACUGAUAGAGCUGUCCAGUAUACUGUAAAUAAAGUUAGUUUAGUUUAGGUUUCCUCGUGUAGUAACACUGGAUCAAUACGAGAUGAUCCUUACUGAACCUCUAGGAAGAACAAUUUAGAACUGAUAGAGCUAUCCAGUAUAAAUAAAGUUAGUUUAGUUUAGGUUUCCUCCUGUAGUAACACUGGAUCAAUAAGAAAUGAUCCUUACUGGGCCCCUAAGAAGAACAGUUUAGAACUGAUACCCAGUAUAAAUAAAGUUAGUUUAGUUUAGGUUUGCUCUUGUAGUAACAACACUGGAUCAAUACGACAUGAUCCUUACUGGACCUCUAGGAAGAACAAUUUAGAACUGAUAGAACUAUGCAGUAUAAAUAAAGUUAGUUCAACAGCAUCUGGAAACUUUCCAGUAUAUUCUAAUAUCAGAUUUUUUUUAUAUUCUUAGAACUGAAGUGUUGUUUUGUUUCGACUUUGAUCUUUUUUCUGCUGUUGGCUUUCUUACUGUACCAGGUCUUUGUUCCGGGGUCAAUGUUCCGGUACUGGUUGUGCCGUAAAGGCUCUCUUAAUGGAGAACUUUGGGUUACUAUCAUUCCUUAUAGAUCUAUUACAGAGGUAUGCUGCCUGGAAGAUAUUUCUUAGAAAUGAUGUGAGGAUUGUGAUGACGAUAUUAGUGGUAGUGAUGGUGAUGAUAAUGGUGAUAUAAAUGGUGACCGCAGUUUUCCAGUGACUGAUUACAUCGAGUACCACGUUUACUUAUAUUGCCUCCUAUACUAUUUAUCUUUACACCAAUUGUGAUGUUACUUUCCUGACUGUGUUUAUCCUAACCCACCUUGUCAACUUUCCCUGUGGGAGGAAACCAGAGCACCCGGAGAAAACCCACGACUUUCGGCAGAGCGUUGAAUGACUUAUUUCACAUGAAUCCGUAGCGAGAAUCAAACCCACAAACUUAGAGGUGAAAGCGCGCUUGCUCUGACGAUAGGGCCACCGGUGGUGGUCGUGGUGAUAAUGAUGGUGGUGUGGUGAUAAGGAUGGUGAUUAUGGUGAUAAUGAUGGUGGUGUGGUGAUAAGGAUGGUGAUUGUGGUGAUAAUGAUGGUGGUCGUGGUGAUAAUGAUGGUGGUCGUGGUGAUAAUGAUGGUGGUGUGGUGAUAAGGAUGGUGAUUGUGGUGAUAAUGAUGGUGGUCGUGGUGAUAAUGAUGGUGGUCGUGAUAAUGAUGGUGGUGUGGUGAUAAGGAUGGUGAUUGUGGUGAUAAUGAUGGUGGUGUGGUGAUAAGGAUGGUGAUUGUGGUGAUAAUGAUGGUGGUCGUCGUGAUAAUGAUGGUGGUCGUGGUGAUAAUGAUGGUGGUGUGGUGAUAAGGAUGGUGAUUGUGGUGAUAAUGAUGGUGGUUGUGGUGGUAACGAUGGUGGUGUGGUGAUAAUGAUGGUGGUCGUGGUGAUAAGGAUGGUGGAGAUAAUGGCGAUCGUUUUAGUGAUGAUGAUGAUGGUAAUGAGGUGAUGGUAAAGAAGGUGAUGAUGGUGGUAAUGGUGAUAGUUAUGGUAAUGAAGGUGAUGAUGGUGGUAAUGGUGAUAGUUAUGGUAAUGAAGGUGAUGA
Paramuricea clavata is the source of this 5967-nucleotide messenger RNA. NCBI's taxonomy places the organism in Eukaryota, Metazoa, Cnidaria, Anthozoa, Malacalcyonacea, Plexauridae. The record is from the annotation of a GenBank genome assembly.